UUCUCUUUAUAUACUCAUGAGAAUGAAGGUAACAAAGCACACACACAAAACACAACAAAACAGCAAACAUAUUUUUCAACGAAAAGAAACAAGAAAACAUGUUCCAGCUUCGCCGGAGUAUCAUCCGAGGCAGCCUCUGCCGCCGCAUUCAGCACCGCAUUUCCAUCCUCCGGCGAUACAUUCAUCGCCUCUUCCACCACUUCCUCCUCUGCUCCCCUCCUUCUCUCUACCGCCGCAUGCUGUUACCAUCCUCCUCCUCCUCCUCCGCCGUGGAGUUGGUGGAGCCGGUAACACCACCACCUCAUCAGCUUCUUCACACACAUGACAUGGACUCUGACUUGGUUUCAUUGAAGAUAAGCCUCUUGGGUGAUUCCCAUAUUGGAAAAACAAGCUUCUUGAUGAAAUAUGUAGGUGCUGAAACUGAAAAAGAUAACAAGCAAGGUGAACACCAUAGCAAAACUUUAAUUGUAGAAGGUGCUCGAAUCUCAUAUUCUAUCUGGGAAAUAGCAGGUGAUGAAAAAUCAGAGGACCAAAUCCCAUUAGCAUGCAAGGACUCUGUGGCAAUUUUGAUUAUGUUUGAUCUCACUAGUAGAUGCACACUAAACAGUGUCAUAGGGUGGUAUAAAGAAGCCAGGAAAUGGAACAGGACAGCAAUUCCAGUAUUGGUAGGAACCAAGUUUGAUGAUUUCAUUCAGCUCCCAAUUGAUAUGCAAUGGACCAUAGCCAGUCAGGCAAGAGCAUAUGCCAAAGCCCUCAAUGCAACAUUGUUCUUUUCAAGUGCCACCUACAAUAUCAAUGUCAAUAAGGUCUUCAAAUUCAUCACUGCCAAACUUUUUGACUUACCAUGGACAUUGGAAAGAAAUCUUAAUGUUGGAGAGCCAAUAAUUGAUUUCUAAAAGGAUACAUAGAAUGAUCAAAGUGCUUUUCAUCUUAUUAAGUAC
Arachis ipaensis is the source of this 941-nucleotide messenger RNA. Its product is annotated as septum-promoting GTP-binding protein 1-like. Gene Ontology annotation, molecular function: GTPase activity; GTP binding. The record is from RefSeq and is a predicted model, not a curated record. NCBI's taxonomy places the organism in Eukaryota, Viridiplantae, Streptophyta, Magnoliopsida, Fabales, Fabaceae.